AUGGCACCCGAAUUAAACAAAAGCUCAUCAAUUCUGAUCAUCGGGGCUGGUACAUGGGGAUGCUCAACUGCCCUCCAUCUGGCCCGUCGGGGAUACAAAAAUGUAAAAGUACUGGACCCUCACCCGGUGCCGUCGCCCAUUGCGGCGGGGAACGACAUCAACAAGAUCAUGGAGCAUAAGGAACUCAGAUCCCCGAACCCUGAUGCUCGAAGUAUUGCAUUUGCGAUAUGCACCAGAGCCGCCUUGAAUGGCUGGACGAACGACCCAGUCUUUCAACCCUAUUUCCAUGAAACUGGAUUCAUUGUUUCCGGGCAUACACCUGCUCUCAUAGAGCAUAUCAAAACCGACGAAGUCGACCAGUCCGAAGGCGACUGGGUGGCCCUGGAAACAGCCGAGGAUUUCCGCCAAACCAUGCCACCAGGCGUCCUGACCGGGGAAUUUCCAGGCUGGAAAGGCUGGAUAAGCCGAUCCGGUGCAGGAUGGAUCCAUGCUCGAAAGGCUAUGGUAUCUGCAUACAGCAAGGCGCAGAGUAUAGGUGUGAAUUUUGUAACUGGCUCCCCGCAUGGGAAUGUCCUAGGCUUGAUCUACAAAGAUGGAGAUGUGGUCGGAGCUCAAACAGCAGAUGGGCAGAAACAUCUUGCAGAGCAUACCAUCCUCGCGGCUGGUGCUGGAAGUGAUCGGCUGCUAGAUUUCAAAAAGCAGCUGCGUCCGACUGCUUGGACUUUGAGCCAUAUUCGAAUGACGCCCGAGGAAGCGAAGAAAUACCGGAAUCUUCCUGUCCUGUUUAACAUUGCAAAAGGGUUCUUCAUGGAACCCGAUGAAGAGAAACACGAGCUCAAGAUCUGCGAUGAGCAUCCAGGAUACUGCAACUUUGUGGCGGAUCCCGAUCAUCAAGGUGAGAAGAGGAGCAUACCAUUUGCCAAGGAGCAGAUUCCACUUGAAGCUGAAGCACGAGCUCGGGAUUUCUUGCGUGAUACUAUGCCUCAUCUUGCUAAUCGACCUUUUUCCUUUGCUCGUAUCUGCUGGGAUGCCGAUACCGUCGAUCGUGCUUUUUUGAUUGACAGACACCCAGAGUAUGCUUCGCUCGUGGUUGCUGUUGGUGGAUCUGGGAAUGGUGCUAUGCAGAUGCCUACUAUUGGUGGGUUUAUUGCAGAUGCAUUGGAAGGAAAAUUGCAAAAGGAAUUGAAAGAAGUUGUUCGUUGGAGGCCAGAGAUUGCUAUUGAGCGAGAUUGGAAAUCUACCCAGAACCGGUUUGGAGGACCUGACAAGUUGAUGGAUUUCCAAGAUGUGAAGGCUGAUGGGUGGACACAUAUUGGAAGAGAGAUGGAAGGUCAACUAUAA
Messenger RNA from Penicillium arizonense, 1341 nucleotides. RefSeq names its product NAD(P)/FAD-dependent oxidoreductase. The record is from RefSeq and is a predicted model, not a curated record. Gene Ontology annotation, molecular function: flavin adenine dinucleotide binding; sarcosine oxidase activity; saccharopine oxidase activity. NCBI's taxonomy places the organism in Eukaryota, Fungi, Ascomycota, Eurotiomycetes, Eurotiales, Aspergillaceae. The transcript has 2 exons. Bases 1 to 1341 code for a protein of 446 amino acids.